This is a messenger RNA of Papaver somniferum (opium poppy), 1701 nucleotides long. Its product is annotated as zinc finger BED domain-containing protein RICESLEEPER 2-like. The coding region runs from base 1 to 1701 and encodes 566 amino acids. NCBI's taxonomy places the organism in Eukaryota, Viridiplantae, Streptophyta, Magnoliopsida, Ranunculales, Papaveraceae. The transcript has 2 exons. The record is from RefSeq and is a predicted model, not a curated record. Gene Ontology annotation, molecular function: DNA binding.
AUGUCAGUUGAAGAAGACCAUGACGAUGUCAUGAGUGAAGAGGAUAUCACAGUAGUAGAGUCGAUGACAAGUCAAGAGCAUGCUUCAAAGAAAAGGAAAUUUACAUCAAAAGUAUGGAAUGAUUUUCAUUGGUCACGAGACAAAGAUGGUAAAGAAAAGGCUACGUGCAAGAAUUGUAGGAAGGAAUAUGCUUAUGACAGUCAGAAAGGAGGAACAUCAACUAUGUCAAGGCAUUUAAAGAAGUGCCCUAGACUGAAGAUGCAAGAUGUGGGGCAACUUUUGUUAUCUACAAAUAAUGGAGAACUGGCUACUCGUGCACGCAAAAUAGAUCAAUCAAAGUUUCGGGAUUUAGUUGCAAGACUAAUUAUUGGUAAAAAUCUCCCCUUUAAUUGUGUAGAAUGGACUGAAUUUAGGGAGUUAUGUAGUUAUCUGAAUGUCGAUGUUGAAACCAUAUCAAGGAAUACUACAAGGUCUGAUAUUCUUAAAAUGCAUAAGUUCCAAAAAGAAGUUAUUCGCAAGAAAUUACAAUGUUCUCCAGGUAAAAUGUGUCUAACAUCAGACAUGUGGACCUCCGUCAACACCACUGGAUACAUAAGUUUAACAGUACACUUUGUUGAUCAAGAUUGGGUAUUGCAGAAGUUUCUUUUAAAUUUUUCUCCACUGCCACCACCCCAUACUGGUCAAGCACUUUCAGAUAAGUUAUUUCUGAUGUUAAAUGAUUGGGGAAUUGAAGGAAAAGUAACCAGCAUCACUUUGGAUAACGCUGCAUCAAAUACUUCAUGUGUUAAGAUAAUGAAGAGUCGAUUCAUUGCAAGGAAUGUUAUGUCGGAUACUGGGAAAAGAAACUUUCAUAUAAGGAUUUGUGCUCACAUAAUAAAUCUUAUUGUAAGAGAUGGACUGACAGAGAUUGAUCCAGCAGUAAUCAAGAUAAGGUUAGCAGUGAAGUACCUUAAAGGUUCACAAAGAAGAAAACAAAAUUUCUUGGAUACUGUCAGCGAUUUAGGAAUGUCAGUAAAGAUGGGUGUUCGACAAGAUGUUAAGACAAGAUGGAAUUCUACUUAUCUGAUGUUACAAAGUUGUAUUUCGUAUGAAAAAGUCUUCACUCAUUUGAGGUUGGUGGACCCUGACUAUGCAGAGUCUCCUAAUGGGGAAGAAUGGGAGCAAAUCAAAGUGGUCACGAAGUUUCUCAAGGUCUUUUAUGACCUCACGACUCUAUUCUCUGGAAACAAGUAUCCUACUUCUAAUUUUUAUUUUGAUGGGGUUUGUCAAAUUAAAGUAUUAUUAGAUCAAGAGACAACUAAUGACAUUGAGUUCAUCAGAAACAUGGCGAAGAAAAUGCAAGAAAAAUUUGCCAAGUAUUGGAAAAAAUUGAGUCCAAUAUUGGCAAUGGCAGUCGUUUUAGACCCUCGAUUGAAGUUUGAAUUUGUAGAGUUUACUUUAGAAAAGGUGUAUCCUGUUGAGCGUGAAAUGAAGAAGGAAGUUGAUAUUAUUAGAAAAAGGAUGGCGGCACUCUAUAAAGAGUAUCAUACGGCGUCAACUUUAAGAGGUUCGACAACAACCAAUGAAACUCAGAAUUCGGGUACUGUAAAUGGUGGGAAUUCUGGACUCAAUGGAAGUGCUUUUAUGAAGGAAUUUGCCGCGGCAAAAAAAAAUGGUGGUCAACAAUCUGACAAGUCAGAACUAGAACAAUAUCUAAGCUAG